Cylicocyclus nassatus is the source of this 207-nucleotide messenger RNA. NCBI's taxonomy places the organism in Eukaryota, Metazoa, Nematoda, Chromadorea, Rhabditida, Strongylidae. The record is from the annotation of a GenBank genome assembly.
AUGUCUAGUUUGCACAGCAGCACACUCAGAGAUAUAAGCAAUGUCAACAUUCUAUUUUUAUCCCGAUGUGUCCAUUUACGUGGCGAAGCCCUAUGGAAUGUCAAAGGUCGUAUUAUAAAUAGGAGAAAUGAUACAGGAAUAUGGAAACCAGGACGAGGUGAAGAAGAAGACGAAAAAUGGCUUACUGAAGGACAGAAAAGCACCUAA